This is a messenger RNA of Centruroides sculpturatus (bark scorpion), 1204 nucleotides long. RefSeq names its product U7 snRNA-associated Sm-like protein LSm11 (gene Lsm11). Gene Ontology annotation, cellular component: U7 snRNP. The record is from RefSeq and is a predicted model, not a curated record. NCBI's taxonomy places the organism in Eukaryota, Metazoa, Arthropoda, Arachnida, Scorpiones, Buthidae. Bases 24 to 980 code for a protein of 318 amino acids. Gene Ontology annotation, biological process: mRNA 3'-end processing by stem-loop binding and cleavage. Gene Ontology annotation, molecular function: U7 snRNA binding. The transcript is spliced from 3 exons.
CGCCGGCGCCGACCUCACAAAAAAUGGCGGCAGAAGAGGUGGAUUUGUUAUCGUCUGACUUCGAUCCGGAAUUAGCACUAAGGUCAACAAAUGUCGCGUUGCCUUUCCCCAAUGCUAAAACGUUUGAUAAUUUAGCGCAAUACAGAAAUUUUGCCAUUGGAAAAAUAAAAUCAAAACCUAAAUCGAAAACUGAGCAAAUAACGGAGGAAAAUGAAAAAGUCUUACAACAAACCUCUGAAGAGCCUUCCACUUCAAAUAUCUCUAAACAACAAAAACAGGAUGUAAUAAUACGAAUGAAAACAUCUUUUAAUAAAGGACCUUUAUAUGUACUUACUAAAUGUGUCCAAGAAUGCAAGAGAAUUAAGGUCGUUACUAGAAAUCAUACAGAAAUUCGAGGGACAUGUACAGGCUAUGUUAUAGCUUUUGAUAAACAUUGGAAUCUUGCCAUGAGAGAUGUAGAUGAACUGUAUAAGAAAUCAACUAAACUUAAAACUCCAAUUCUUAGGAAUUUUAAUACAAAUGACUUUUUUGCAUUUCAACAAUUUGAUUCUGAAACACUUGAAAAUUCUGAAGAAGAUGCAUCAUUCACAUCACUUUCUUUUCAUCCAGUUUCAUGUUUUGUAUCUGGAAAAUGUAUUUGCACAGUCGAUGCAGAAACAAAAAUAAAAAAGAAUAAAGAAAUUAAACAGAUGGUGCAAGAUGCACAUACUGAUAUUAGUUUAGAUACAUCUACAAGCAAUACUGAAAACUUGAAAACUCUUACAACAGACAAUGAUGCCAGUAAUGAAAGAGUAAAUAAACUUAGUGAAAAUUUAGACUUUUUUGAAACUUGUGAAAAAGACAGUGUUACUAUGACUAUAAAAGAACAUCCAAGAAAGAAAAAGAGUAAGAAAAAGUUUGAUACAUGUAAGAGACAUUUGAAUCAAGUCUUUAUUCGAGGUGAUAAUAUUGUAUUGGUUCAAAUACUUGAGUGUUCCUAACAUUUAGUUCAUAAGAAUGGAAGUUUAUUCCAUCAGACUCUUUUCAUAUGUAUUGUAAUUAUAAAUCAGUAAAUUUGUAACAUUUUAUGUCACUUUGAUGUAAGUGUAUAUAAAAUGUCAUAUGAUAAUUUUUUUAAAAUGAUGAUUUUAAACAAAUAUGAUAAUGUACAAAAUAAAAACUUAUUUUAACUUCAUAAAAUCUAACUAGUGAGCUUUUUGUUUUA